AUGGAUUCAGAGAACAGUUUCAAAAAGAGAAAGAUCACUGAUGACAUCACCACAACCGUAGACGACGGAGAAGGACUACUAGAUUCCCUUCCCGGAGAUAUUCUCACCGACAUAUUCUCUCGCCUUCCCAUCUCCUCCUUAGCUCGGCUUAUGUUCGUUUGCAGAUCUUGGAGAUCCAUUUUGACUCAACACGGUCGUCUCUCUUCUUCUUCCUCUUCCCCGACAAAGCCAUGUCUUCUCCUUCACUGCGACUUCCCGAUACGCAACGGCCUUCACUUCCUAGACCUAUCAGAAGAAGAGAAACGCAUCAAGACCAAGAAAUUCUCUCUAAGAUUCGCAUCUUCCAUGCCGGAGUUCGACGUGGUUGGUUCGUGUAACGGUUUGCUCUGUAUGUCUGAUUCUCUCUACAACGACUCACUCUACCUCUACAACCCCUUCACUACAAACUCCUUAGAGCUUCCCGAGUGUUCCAACAAGUACCACGAUCAAGAACUCGUCUUCGGUUUCGGAUUCCACCAAACGACAAAGGAAUACAAAGUCGUCAAGAUAGUUUACUUUAGAGGUAGCAACAGUAACUACAGAGGUCGCGGUAGGAUCCAGUACAAGCAAUCAGAGGUUCAGAUCUUAACCUUGUCAUCAAGAACAGAUCGAUCUUUGUCUUGGAGAAGCUUAGGGAAAGCUCCUUAUAAGUUUGUGAAACGUUCAUCGGAGGCUUUGGUCAACGGAAGGUUACAUUUCGUGACACGGCCUCGUAGGCACGUGCCGGAUCGUAAGUUUGUGUCGUUUGAUCUUGGAGAUGAAGAGUUUAGAGAGAUCCCUAAACCGGACUGUGGUGGGCUAAACCGGACCAACCAUAGGCUAGUGAACCUGAAAGGGUGUCUAUGCGCGGUCGUUUAUGGUAACUAUAUGAAACUGGAUAUAUGGGUGAUGAGGAGUUAUGGGGUUAAGGAAUCUUGGGGAAAAGAGUAUAGCAUUGGGACUUACUUGCCAAAGGGGCUAAAGCAGAAUUUGGACCGACCGAUGUGGAUUUGGAAGAACGCUGAGAAUGGUAAAGUGGUUCGGGUUUUGUGUGUGUUGGAGAAUGGAGAGGUUUUGUUGGAGUAUAAGAAUAGGGUUCUUGUGGCAUAUGAUCCAAAAGUGGGUAAAUUUAAAGAUCUUGUUUUCAAUGGCUUGCCUAAUUGGUUUCACACUGUUGUUCAUGUUGGAACAUUGUCUUGGUUUGAUACACCACUUGAUUUAUAA
This is a messenger RNA of Microthlaspi erraticum, 1242 nucleotides long. The record is from the annotation of a GenBank genome assembly. Lineage: Eukaryota; Viridiplantae; Streptophyta; Magnoliopsida; Brassicales; Brassicaceae.